This is a messenger RNA of Peniophora sp. CBMAI 1063, 642 nucleotides long. The record is from the annotation of a GenBank genome assembly. Lineage: Eukaryota; Fungi; Basidiomycota; Agaricomycetes; Russulales; Peniophoraceae.
AUGGAUCCCGCCCUGCCUCAACCGGUUGACUUUGCGACCAGCCCCGUAGAUCCAGCUUGGCAACUUGCGUUCACUGAUGCCACGGUAUGUUACGCUCAGGAGCUGUUUGCUUCCCGAAUGGCCGUCCCAGGCGCGCCCGCACCUCGCGCCAGUGAAGUUCUUGAGCUGGACUUCUGGCUCGAGAUACAGCACCUGAUCAGUCUUUACAUGAGGGCCCACCGGAAUAAAUACACUUUGCCCUGGAGUUGUGAAGCAUAUAACGCGUAUGUGGGGGGUCAAGACGGAACCAAAACAGCGUUCGAGGACGCGCUUAGCGGGCACUUCCCGCCUCUCGAAAGCGAUGUCGAAGGAGAGACCGAAGGAGUUGUAGAGACGCGCCCUUCCCUCGUUGUUGAUAAAUAUGGAGUCAUCGUUCUUGCCUGUCUACCGGGAGUCAUAGGGCAUAGCAUUCAGGCGGAUGCAUUUCAUAGUACUCAGCUACUUAACCCGACGUUUGAAGUGAACGGUCCCGACUCCAGCCCGACAUGGCGGCUGGAAGGGCAGGCGUACCGUCGGGACGUCGAGAGUCUCUAUCUGAGCCCCGGUCUGGCGACGUUGGGAUUCUGGCACAGUACUGGACACAAGGCAAGCUCCAAACCUUGA